AUUACCAAGGGUCUUAAAGAAAUUCAUGACAAUCAGAUGGUUCAUCAUGAUUUUCAUACGGGAAACAUACUAUUUACUAAUCCUUCUAUUGGAGCAGAUGUUUAUAUUUCAGAUAUGGGAUUAUGUAAAAAAGUUGAUAAUGAAGAAAAAACAAAUAUUUAUGGAGUUUUGCCUUAUAUGGCUCCUGAAGUACUAAGAGGAAAUCCAUAUACUCAAGCAGCAGAUAUUUAUAGUAUGGGUAUGAUUAUGUAUUUUGUAGCAACUGGCAAACAACCUUUU
This is a messenger RNA of Rhizophagus irregularis DAOM 181602=DAOM 197198, 279 nucleotides long. NCBI's taxonomy places the organism in Eukaryota, Fungi, Glomeromycota, Glomeromycetes, Glomerales, Glomeraceae. The record is from RefSeq and is a predicted model, not a curated record.